AUGGCCGAACCGCAGGAUCCGAGUCAAACCCAGAAGGAGGAACACCCGCUCCUAGCCUCACGUCCGCCAGUCACAGAUGCCAUCACCUACCUGACAAUCAUCGAAUACAACCUUGAGGAACAGAAUUUGCCAAUUCUCCACCAAGUUCUCCAGGAUUCCGAGUUGACAUCUACUAUCGGCUGGGAUUUGAUUCAUUUGCUACUUCCAUUUCUUCCCGCUUCAGAAGAGUGUUUGCAAGACAUUGCGACCAAAGGCAAUCCUAGAGAAUGCGUGUUGAAAGUUACGGAAGCGCUGCGACUCCUUGAGUUCGAGGAACUGCAUGAAGAGACGGAUGAAGAGGAGGAUGGCGCAGAAGGAAGCGAACGGAAGCUCAAAAGUCCGGAGGUCGGAUUGGGCGAGUCGAGCACGAGCCCUGCGUUCCAACGCACGAUACUACCACCAUUACCAGUACUCAAGUUCGAGAUCCUAUUGGAUGUGCUAGCGACACUACAUCGACGAGUGAAGACCAAGUAUCCAAGCCGAUUUCUCUCGACCAGUCUGCAAGCUGUGCUCGUCGCAUACAAUAGAGCCAACACGCACAUCGAAGAGCUCACGUUGUCCGCUAUUAAGUUUGUCAAGACGCUUUCCGGGACCAAGAGGCCGCAUCUACCGUCAAGACGAAGUAGCGGGAAUCUUCUGCGAACAGGGACCGGCCAGUCCGAACCAGAUGCGGAAGCACAGAGUGAGGCGCCAAGCUGGGAAGAGACUCAUUUGGUCAACCGGCUACUUCAGUCAUUUCUCACACAUAUUCUGGAAGACUAUGUGCUAUCUCUGACCUCAGACGAUGAUGUUCCUGGCUUGUCGUGGGCCAGCAGAUUGAUGGAGAAGUAUGAGCCUCAGAGGAUACCAAAUAAGCCCAACUACCAGAAGUAUGCAGAUCGCUUCGCGGACGAUGAGGACUUGACAUCUAGGGUUGCGAUACUUGGACAAGUUGUUGCUCUGACACAGGAUCUGGGGUUGGAGUACGAGGAGCUUUUGCGAACAGUCAUGGACGCCGAGGUCGAGAAGCGAGGCGUCCCUGGUACUGAAGACGAGCCACCGGCCACCGCAGACGAUAUCCCUCUUUCCAGGACUGGCUCCCUAUUUCUCAUUGCAGCACAGAAUGUAAAGCAAGAAUUGUAUGCUUCGGCCAAGGAUGCCCAAUCAUCCUCGAUUCCCAUCUUUCCAGGACAUGCUACCAUCAUUAGCAACUUUGUCGGCCAGCUAGGCCCGCAAACAGUCGGUCUGGAGCCAGAAGCCCUUCUCGACGUGAUCGUCGCUCUUGGCCUCAUUGCCCUCGAGAGGAACAACGUUGGCGAGCCCAAAGAUGACGAAAGCUUUGCGCAAUACCUCCAGGCUAUAUCACUCAUCUCAGCAAAUACGCCAUCACCCAGUCUGCGCGGUCAUGCACAUUAUCUGACCACUACCGUAUUACGAUCUCACCCCCAUGACCUCGUUCGCCUUACCUUUAUCCGCGACACCCUCGAGUACUGUCCGUACGAGAACUUGAAAGCCAGUGCGGUGUCAUGGCUAAAGGGCGAAACACUGGAAGCCAACGCUCCAGGCCCUCAUGAUGAUGACGAGGGGCACACAAGCAUCUUCGCAACACCGGUCGCAUUGUCAACAGUUGCGCCCUACUUGUGGCCAAAUGUGACAAAGCAAUACGCGUUCACAGACGCGGAUCUGGCGGAUACUUGGAUGCAGUUCCGCCAAGAACUUGGGUUUUACGUCGCAGCGCUGAACUUCUAUUACCUCCUACUACAGGCUAAAUAUCUUCACGGGCCUCUAGGUGUAAAAGAUCUCAAGAUUGGUGACCACUACCUCACACCGCUCAAGAGUGCUGCAGCCCGGUUCCAGGCGGAGCUUCGCCAAGGUGGUGGCGCACUAGGCAUCGACAGCGACGAAGAGGCCCUUGAGCAGGCGAAGGCUGACGUUGGAUUACUUGAGAAGGUGAUUGAGUGGGUGGAGGGUGGUCUGCAGAAGUUGUAG
This is a messenger RNA of Cucurbitaria berberidis CBS 394.84, 2007 nucleotides long. RefSeq names its product DUF1760-domain-containing protein. Lineage: Eukaryota; Fungi; Ascomycota; Dothideomycetes; Pleosporales; Cucurbitariaceae. The record is from RefSeq and is a predicted model, not a curated record. The coding region runs from base 1 to 2007 and encodes 668 amino acids. Gene Ontology annotation, cellular component: cytoplasm. Gene Ontology annotation, biological process: cellular response to oxidative stress. The transcript has a single exon.